UUUGCAGGUCGGUGUUUUCAUCAUUGAGCGUUUUCUACGAUGUUUUGUAAAUUGUACAAACUUCUGAACAACCGAUCUUCUGACAUCCCGUACUCCAUUCUCAACAACAAUAAUCAAACAAAAUUCAUUUAUCCUCCAGAACGAAAAAACAAUCAAAUCUCGAAUUCUUUUUCUGAACUCCCGCUACCUUCACCAUUUCGGGAAAUGCAAAUGUUGAAGAAGCCGAAAAACGGAAAGCUCGCAAGCCUGGGGUUAAUCUCUGUUGGAAUGUCGUUGGCAGGGCUUGUAGUCUUGGUUGACAAUGAAUCGAAGAGCGAGUCAUCUCCUCGAGAGGAUGAGCUUCAAACUUAAGGUCUUGCAUUACUUUUUAAAUCUUUGUGACAUGUUUGAUAAUAAAAUGAUUAAAAGCAGUUUAAAAUUCUACAUUGAAUUGAUAAAGUGAUCAUGUUUUCCAAAAUUCUUCUUCAUAUCAAAUAUCAAAAUGCCACAACUUCUUCAAACCCAACUGCCGUCCCAGUCGUUUUUUUUGAUGUUUUAACACAUUUAUUCCAAAUUAAUCAUCCGCGCCACUACUAAAAUAAACAAUGUUUUUAUACUGACAAUGUCAUUAAUUUAUUCACGCCGCUGCGAAUUUGGCUCAUAAUGAAAAAUGCUUCAUCAGUUUGUUUGUCUUUUUUUCAUUUCAAAAUAAAUUCACUCAUCGACCUCGCAUAGUGUUUUUUUGUGUAUAAGAAUACAAUAUCAUUUUAUUUGUACAUUGACAAUGACAAUGAAAAAUAUAACUUAA
This is a messenger RNA of Caenorhabditis elegans, 787 nucleotides long. RefSeq lists its product as uncharacterized. The record is from RefSeq and is marked reviewed. The transcript is spliced from 4 exons. The coding region runs from base 40 to 351 and encodes 103 amino acids. NCBI's taxonomy places the organism in Eukaryota, Metazoa, Nematoda, Chromadorea, Rhabditida, Rhabditidae.